UGGGAGAUAGGCGGGCCAGAAUACAGCCAAUUUAAGAUGAAGGCACGUCUUGGAAAGUAUUGCACUGCACUCAAUGAGUUGGAGUGCCUAGUAGUCAUGCGAUUAUUCGAGCUUUCUAAACUGUCGUUGUCAGGGACAGGGUAUAAGCUACGUCAGCAGAUCAGCAAGGCCCUGCAACAGUGUUCUGAGGCUAUCCGAAAUGCAAUCAAUCGCUACAAUAUCCAGGCAGUUGCUCUAAAUCCCCUGCGUCCGAAGAUUUCAUGGAAAGAUAUUGCUGACUACAGCUUUCUUGGCGAGUUUGAUCUUUUACGCCAUUCACGCACUGAUAUUCGGACCAACAAUUGGGCAAAACCAGCCCAUCGCGAAGCGACUACUAAGUAUUUCAAAUUAUCUCGAGCUCAUGAAGAAGUUAUGCGACUUAAUGUUGAAAUUCGCCGCUUACGCACUGCCAUUCACACUGAAGAAAUUCAAACAACUGCUGUCAUCCAGGAUCUACUCAUUUCGGAUCCAAGACUUGCUCGCGAGCUGCAGCACCAUUGGCGU
Molecule: messenger RNA, 543 nt
Organism: Suillus fuscotomentosus
Lineage: Eukaryota; Fungi; Basidiomycota; Agaricomycetes; Boletales; Suillaceae
Exons: 2
Source: RefSeq, a predicted model, not a curated record